This is a messenger RNA of Argentina anserina (silverweed cinquefoil), 1196 nucleotides long. Its product is annotated as WRKY transcription factor 23. Gene Ontology annotation, biological process: regulation of DNA-templated transcription. Gene Ontology annotation, molecular function: DNA-binding transcription factor activity; sequence-specific DNA binding. Bases 40 to 942 code for a protein of 300 amino acids. The transcript has 3 exons. Lineage: Eukaryota; Viridiplantae; Streptophyta; Magnoliopsida; Rosales; Rosaceae. The record is from RefSeq and is a predicted model, not a curated record.
CACCCACUUUCUCUCCCUAGACUUUUAUGAGAGUGAGCUAUGGAGAAGAAGGAAUAUAUGAUGAAGAUGGAGGGCGAUACAGCAGAUUACAGCUACCCAUUUUCAGGCAUGUUUGAUUUCUCUCAAGGCGAUCAGAAGGACUCGUUAGGGUUUAUGGAGCUUUUGGGUACCCAGGACUACUUUGGUCCUGCUGAUUCCCUCUUUGAUUUGCCACAGAUCAGUGCACAACAGGUACUGCCGACUAAAUCCAUUGAUCUGGGGAAAGAUUACUCUGUCAAUCCUUCAACACCAAACUCCUCGUCCAUUUCAUCUGCUUCAAGUGAAGCUGUGAACGAGGAACCGCACACUGAUAUUAAAGCCCCUGUAAAACAAGAAGAAGAAGACCCACCAGAGCCCAAGAAAGGGUUGAAAGCGAAUCAGAAGAAGAAGACAACAGAGAAGAAACCAAGAGAGCCGAGAUUCGCCUUCCUGACAAAGAGUGAGGUUGAUCAUCUAGAAGAUGGAUACAGAUGGAGAAAGUACGGCCAGAAAGCCGUCAAAAACAGCCGUUUUCCCAGGAGCUACUUUCGGUGCACCAGUGCCUCAUGUAAUGUGAAGAAGCGAGUGGAGCGAUGCGUCAACGAUCCAGGCAUAGUUGUGACGACCUAUGAAGGCCAACAUACGCAUCUAAGUCCUCUUAUGAUGCCUCCUCCUCCGCCAACUACUGCACUGAACAGCAUUCUCAUGCCAAGAACCCUAUUCUCCCACUAUCAACAGCAACAAGGACUGCAGCUAUUUGAGGAUAAUCAAACCAGCAAUUCGGGUUUUUCGACACCAAAUGCUAGAAGCUGGAGUUAUCUUAACGAGCGGCGGUUUUGCUGCCCCGGAGGAAGUUCAGCUUUGAUGACAGACCAUGGCCUUCUUCAAGACAUAGUCCCCUCUAAUAUGUUGAAGCAAGGGUAGCAGAUAGAUAGAAAUGUUGAUUACCAAUUUAUCAUGAUUUGAUAUUCCCGUUGCAUUAUUACUACAUUAAUGUACUAAUUUAGCUUGCUAACUUUGUUUUAGAGAAAAGUAUUGUUGAACUUAAAAUACAGAUGUUCUUGCUAGAAUCGUAUUCUGUAAGGUUUAUAGCUUUCUUCUUUUCAACAUCAUUUUAGGUGGAAAAUGAGGUGAGUGGGUAUGCAGGAAAUAAAGACUGGAAAGGUAUAUACACAAAA